AUGAAAGUCGCUGUGACGGGAUGCACGGGGGACGUCGGGAAACGCGUCGUGAUCGUCGCCCUGAAGCAGGGAUACUCCGUCGUAGGCAUUGACAUGACACCGGCCAAGGACGUGGAGUUCAACGCAGAUCCAAACUUCAAGUUCGUCCAGGCAGACCUGCGAGACUACGAUGAAACGUUGGAGGCAAUACGAGGAUGCGAUGGAGUUAUUCAGCUUGCUGGCGUGCGAUGGCCUGCAGACUAUGUGGCUACGACCCACAACACCAACGUGACUAUAACAUGGAAUGUCUUGCGCGCUGCAGCAGAGCUAGGAAUUAACAGGAUCGCUCAAGCCUCCUCCGUCAAUGUGAUUACCCUCGUGUUCGCCGUGCAAAACAAGUUCGAAUAUUUCCCCAUCGACGAGGACCACCCCGCUGAACCGGACGAGCCAUACGGCCUGUCGAAACUGAUCUGUGAGAUCCAAGCGGACGCGAUCGUGCGGCGAUACCCUUCUAUGCGUGUUGCUAGCAUUCGCUUGCACUGGUCGGUCCCCACACGCGAGGCCGCGACGCGCGACGAUCCAGCAAGGAGAGCCAAAGACCUCUGGGGCUGGGUGCAAGAGGACUCCGGUGCGGAGGCAUUCUUGCUGGCGGUAUUCGGGGAAACCGGUAAAUGGUCAGGGCACGAGAGGUUCUUCGUCGCAGCGCCAGACAUAGCGACGAACGAGGAGACGAUGGGUUUGAAAGAUCAGUUUUGGCCGGACGUGCCGAUACGAGAUGGACAUGAUCUGAGCGGGAGAAAGAGCUUCUUCGACUGCUCAAAGGCGGAACGGCUGCUUGACUGGGUUCAUAGGGUGCCAUGA
This is a messenger RNA of Rhodofomes roseus, 840 nucleotides long. Its product is annotated as NAD(P)-binding protein. The coding region runs from base 1 to 840 and encodes 279 amino acids. The transcript has 4 exons. The record is from RefSeq and is a predicted model, not a curated record. Lineage: Eukaryota; Fungi; Basidiomycota; Agaricomycetes; Polyporales; Fomitopsidaceae.